Messenger RNA from Mauremys mutica (yellowpond turtle), 3083 nucleotides. RefSeq names its product BCL3 transcription coactivator (gene BCL3). Lineage: Eukaryota; Metazoa; Chordata; Testudines; Geoemydidae. The record is from RefSeq and is a predicted model, not a curated record. Bases 364 to 2241 code for a protein of 625 amino acids. The transcript has 9 exons. Gene Ontology annotation, molecular function: protein binding.
CCGGGGAAGUCCCGGUGGCCCUUCCUCUACCCCGGCUGCCUGCUGCAGCCGCCCUGGCUUCAGUCGGGGGCUGUGGGCACCCACGGGGCAGCCAGGCCGCCCCCUCCCUGCGCGCCCGCUCCCUGGAGGUGCCCGGCGCUGCAGGGGGCACCUGCUGAGGCCAUGAGCUCGCAAAAGGGCCGAACGGGGUUUGGCUGGUGACCUCUCGCCCACACGGGGGGCAAAGGACCCAGGAGACCGAGCGGCGUUUGGCUGGUGACCCCCCCUCACGCCCACCCCGGGGGCACAGGACCCAGGAGACCGAGCCGGUUGGGCUGGCGACCCCUCCCCCACUGUGGGGGCAAGGACCCCGGCGCCCGAGGAAUGGCGGAGGAGAUGCCCGUGGACCUGAGGACGUGGCGGAAGGGGGACAGCCCUGAGUGCCAGGGGAGCGGGGUUCCCCGUCCCAAAGACCCCGGGGGGCAGCGGGCUCCUCAGGGCAGCCGGCCAUUCCCUGCACCCUGGCCCGGCGCCCCGGGGGGGCCAAGGACUCCUCCCCCCCACCUCGGGGCGCCGAGUCCGGGGCCCCCCGACGAGGGGGGCAGGAAAGCAGAGACCUCGCUGCCCCUGCGCAAACGCCGCUACGCAGUGCGGGGACCGGGCUGGGAGCGGCCGGGGCCCCCGGCCGGGAAGGUGCCCAAGACGGAGAGCGACGGGGGGCAGGAGGGCGCCUCCGGGGGGCAGCAUCCCCCCUUCUGCAACGGCUACUGCCCCCCCUACGUGGCUGUGGAGUACGCCCGCCUGCCAGCUCCCUACCUCAUAGGUCUGACCGGACCCUUCCUGGUCCCGGAGCGGGCCCCCUUCUUCCACCCUGUGGCCCCCCACCCCCUACUGCCGGCCCCUCUGCUGGGGCGCCCCGCCACUCCCUACCCCCUUCUCUGCCCCCUGCAGACACAGAUAGCUGCUGACAUCGCUACGGCGACCAAGCAGGACGAGGAUGGAGACACGGCUCUGCACAUCGCUGUGGCCCAGGGGAACCUGCCCGUUGCCCAGCGCCUGGUCAGCCUCUUCCUGCAGGGUCAGCGGGACCUGGACGUUUACAACAACCUGCGGCAGACUCCCUUGCACCUGGCGGUGAUCACCACCCAGCCAUCCCUGGUGAAGCUGCUGCUCUCGCACGGGGCGUCCCCGAUGGCACUGGACCGACACGGACAAACGUCGGUGCACCUGGCCUGCGAGCACGGCAGCCCCCGAUGCCUGCGUGAGCUGCUAGAGUGGGGCAGCAGCCGACCUGAGCUGGAGGCCCGGAACUACGAGGGUCUCACCCCCCUGCACGUCUCUGUGGCCACCUCGAACCGGGACACGGUGCUGCUGCUGCUGGAGCACGGGGCGGACAUCGAUGCUGUGGACAUCAAGAGCGGCCGCUCCCCCUUGCUCCAUGCCGUGGAGAACAACAGCCUGGACAUGGUGGAGCUGCUAAUACAGAAUGGGGCAAAUGUCAACGCGCAGUCGUAUGCGGGGUGCACGGCGCUGCACGUAGCCAGUGGGCGGGGGCUGCUGGACGCCCUGCGGCUGCUGGUGCGGAACGGGGCCGACUGCGGGAUCAAGAACUAUCACAACGACACGGCGCUCAUGGUGGCCAAGAACCGGCGGGUGAUUGACAUCCUGAGGGGAAAGGCCUCCCGGCCUCCCCCAGCCUCCGACUGUACCCGGGACGGGGCCUCCCCGGCACCCAGUUCAGCCAGCUCCCCUGGCGCCCGCCUGACCCCCAAUGGUCUGCCCAGCGCCUCCCCUGGCUCCCCACCGUCUGCCCCAAGCCCUCCGCACACCCCAGGAGCCUGCAGAACUGCCCCAACCAAUCAGAGACCAGAAACUGCUGAGCCAGCCAAUGGGGCAUCAACACCAGGCCCCCUCCAUGGGGUGAAGCUGGAGGGAAACAUGCCCCCGCCCACCCUGGGGCAGCCAAUGGGCUCUGCCACUGCCCCCAAGCCCUUUCUGCGAUUGGCCGAAAGCCUGCUGGAGCCUGCCCUCCAUGGUGCCAUCUACCCAAUUGCGUCUCCUGGCCAGGACACCUCAACCAAUCACCUCUCGCUGCUGCCUGGCGCCUUUCACCCGUCCAUUGUCCAGGGGCUGCCACCCAAUCGGAUUCACCUGAGAGGUGUUGGGCUGGACCAGUCACGGACUCCGUGUGGGGCAGGGAGCCCACCCGCGGGUGUGGCCGAGGGGCAGUGGCUUCGCAGCAGGGACAGCGGGGGCAGCUGACAGCGGAGUCCUGGGGGCAGCCGCCCCUCCCAACCCAGGGACCCCAGGGGACUCGCCCUGGGGAUGUAGCACUGGGAUGACUGGCUCCUAGAGGACCCUGUGUCUCUGUUCCUGAGGGACCCAGGCAUCCGGGCCUCCUGGGGGGACCCCCACGGCCAGCGACAGCUGCCUACUCUCCUAUGGGACCCAGGAGUCCGGGCAUCACCCCGUGUUCCUGUGAGACCCAGGUGUCUGGCUGUCUCCAUGGAGGGGGAACCCAUAUGCUCCUAUGGGGCCAAGCGGCCUGGCCAGCUCCGUGCCCGGGUCAAGGCCUGAAGAGAGGAGUGUCCGACAGGCCCCCUUGCAUUCGCCUCCCCCCGCCUGGGGUGGGGGAAGGGGGCAGUGUCUCCUCUUUCUGCCCCCCCCCCCGGGAGCCAGCACAGGGUGGCGCUGCCAGGACCCCUGCCCCAAAACGGGGCCAGAGCCACAAGCAGCCCCUGGGGAGGUCGCAGCUAAAGCCGGGAUGGAGUCAGCGGAACUCAGCUGGGGGGAACCUGGGGGGGGGGAUUGGCUGCACUGAGACUGGACUCGCAGGGGCCCUGUAUGCCCCCCGAAAGGCUGCUGGGAGCUAAGCCCAGCCCCCACCCCCCAUUCACUAGCAUUAACCCUCCUGCUCCCAGGCUGCCCCCUCGGUGCUCUCCUGGAUGCAGAAGCAGGUGGGUGGGGGAUCCGGCCCCCCCACCUCAGAGUUGCCGCCAGUCACUGAUACUUGAAUCUCCUGGGGUGGGGGGGGUGUUGUGGUUUGGGGGUAACUUAUGAGGGUCUUUUCUAAGCCGCUAAUAAAAUAUUUUUUGUAUUUUUUA